AUGAAUGUGAGCGGCAACAACCAAGAAUCUCUUGCGAAUUCCUCCAGGUCAGUGUUCGUCAGUUGCCCGAACAAUCCACUGUUCAUCUGGGACCUAAAGCAAACACUUUCUCUGCAGCUUUCAGUUGCGGUAACAACCAUUGCCUGUCCAAUUAUCAUUGUUUUGAAUGCAUUAGUAAUCGUGGCGGUCAAGAAAUUCAAGAAAUUACAAACAAACUCCAACAUUUUACUUGCUAGUUUGGCGUGCGUUGAUCUCAUAGUGGGCACGGUUUCUCUGCCAUUGACAAUCUUCCUUGAUGCACUGAUCCUUCAUGGAACUGUGUCUGAGGAAAAAAUCUGUGCGAUCGAUCGCAUUGCCGGCUUUGUACUUUAUUCAACCUUCAACGCAUCAUUUUAUCAUUUGAUUCUGAUUGCAAAGGAGAGGUAUGCAGCAGUGGUAAAAUAUGCGGAAUAUAAAGUUAUGGUUUCAAAGGUACGAAUUAAGAACUACGUGGCAUUUCCCUGGAUAACAACUUUAUCGACAGCUGCUAUAUUUGCCACAUUAGUAGGCGCGGGUGUUCCCUACAGCGUCUCGCAAAUCCUUGUUUUCAUCCUAAUUAUCUUAUGGAUAAUCGGCUUUUUGGUCAUUGGGUACUGUUAUCUUAGGAUUAAUGUCCAAAUACAAAAACGGCUCCGAAGGCGUCACUCUCGAGAAAAUGUUUCAGUCCGUGCGGCAGCCGAAAAUAAAAUUUCAUACACAAUGCUUUUGCUAACAGUUGCCAUUUUGAUUUCUGGUGUUCCCUCUAUUAUUGUCUUUUUCUUCGCGUCAUCGACGUCCUCUUUCCGAACAAUUUCGGCAAACCGAUGGGCUGAAUUGAUCCUCCAACUAAACUCACUUCUAGAUCCUGUACUUUACUUCUACAGAAACGUACGCUAUAGAAAAGUUGCUCUGGAGCUGAUGGGGUGCGCAAUGUCACAGGAAACCCAAGAGGAAUCUGGAGUGAAGCGUCGUGAAAGGAGACGGCGCAAUUCUGUACCGUCUAUAGUUCUAAAUGAGUUGGUGGAGUGCAAACCAAGUCCUAACCUUCCGGAACUAAGAAAUGACGGGCUUAGAAUGCCAGACAUUCAUGCGGAGUCAGCUCCACCAUCAACGUACUGUGACAACUUGCGUGAUAAAUUUCAAUUCACGGAGCUAAAAUUCGGUGAUAACUUGCGUGAAUCCGUCACGCGAAGCGGCCGUGACAUCUUACAUGAUGCAAGAGGAAAUAACACGCUAACUGUGAUGGCAAAGAUUGAAAGUGCACCAUAA
This is a messenger RNA of Pocillopora damicornis (cauliflower coral), 1287 nucleotides long. RefSeq names its product lysophosphatidic acid receptor 3-like. NCBI's taxonomy places the organism in Eukaryota, Metazoa, Cnidaria, Anthozoa, Scleractinia, Pocilloporidae. The record is from RefSeq and is a predicted model, not a curated record.